AUGGUCGCUUGUUACCCUGGCAAUGGAACUGGGUAUGUUCGACAUGUGGACAAUCCAAAUGGUGACGGGCGCUGCAUCACCUGUAUUUAUUACCUGAAUAAGAACUGGGACUCCAAGCUGCAUGGUGGAAUUCUUCGGAUAUUCCCAGAAGGAAAGUCCUAUGUAGCGGAUGUUGAGCCGAUUUUUGACCGAUUACUUUUUUUUUGGUCAGAUCGAAGGAACCCACAUGAAGUCCAGCCUUCUUAUGCAACCAGAUAUGCCAUGACUGUGUGGUAUUUUGAUGCUGAAGAAAGAGCAGAAGCCAAAAAAAAGUUCAGGAACUUAACUGAUGCAAGGAAGAGAGAAGCACCUCUUAAUGAAGACUAGUCAACUGUUUCUGAACUCUUUGUGAGGAAAGAAGAUCCCAAAGAUGACUUCCAUUUCCAGCGAACAAGGGCAAUUUCUUGUUAUGCACAGAAACGCACUGGUUGUGUCUAGCAUGUGCAUCUUAAAUUGAUGGUACUUAAGGCAGCCUCCUGCCAUGCCUGCAUCUGGCGGAAGGAACACUUGUUUUCUAUUUGCCUUUUGCUGGAAAGAGUAGCCAGGGUUAAAAAAAACAAAACAGAGUAUCACUAAGCCUAGUGGUAAUGGCUCAGCCAGCUGGCUUUUGAUCACUCUUGUAACCAAGAUAAUGAUCAUUGGAAUGAGUGGUAAAAACCGGAGUCUUAUUUGCACUUUAGGGG
Messenger RNA from Leptosomus discolor (cuckoo roller), 722 nucleotides. Lineage: Eukaryota; Metazoa; Chordata; Aves; Leptosomiformes; Leptosomidae. The record is from RefSeq and is a predicted model, not a curated record.